Molecule: messenger RNA, 1422 nt
Organism: Ceraceosorus guamensis
Lineage: Eukaryota; Fungi; Basidiomycota; Exobasidiomycetes; Ceraceosorales; Ceraceosoraceae
Product: alpha-L RNA-binding motif-containing protein
Exons: 3
Coding region: 1-1422 (473 amino acids)
Biological process (GO): positive regulation of translational fidelity
Cellular component (GO): mitochondrial small ribosomal subunit
Molecular function (GO): structural constituent of ribosome; rRNA binding
Source: RefSeq, a predicted model, not a curated record
AUGCGCAACGCCAGGACGUUUGCCCACGACUUGAAGGGCAACAAGCCCCGCAUGGCGUGGUCAGCGGACAAUUUGUACAGUCUCAUUGCGAGGUCCACAUUGCCAAACUUUGUUCGAGAGACGACGUUUAGGGCGACUGCGUUGACGAUGUACCAACAGCGGUGGAGGAGCAAGCGAUUGCUGAGAUCCUACCACGGAGAUUGGUUGCCCGAGAAGCGCUUCAAGCGGUGGUUCUUGCCUACAGCCCUGCCUGCUCUGCUCAGAGAUGCCGUCCCAUCUUCGAAAUCCACAGCAGCCGGCGCCAGGGAUCGUCUCGCCCUGAGUCGAAGCGCUUCCAGUUCCGCUUCUGGCGAAUCCCUGCUUCCCGGCUUUGGUCAAGACGAGCCAUCUGCAGAUCAACAGAUGCCAGUCGCCAGUCUUUUUGUGCGAGAAAUCGAGAGGCGUUUGGACACGGCCGUUUUCAGAGCUUGCUUUGCACGCAGCGUGUACGAAGCAAGGUCCCUCGUCGUGCAUGGUCACGUCAAACUGAAUGGCUUUAGGAUGAGGAAUCCAAACACGCUGCUCAACCCUGGAGACCUCAUCAGCGUCGAUCCUGCCUCCAUUCCCAUGCUCAGCCCCAAACUACGAACCGGCUUGUUCCGCAAUGGUGGUUCCGCCGCCUUUGGAGAUGAUGCAGCGACGGAGCCGAUCAAGCGGACAUCGAGACCAGUCAAUGCCAAGAACGCAAAGGCAAAGGAGAGGACAAAGGAGCGUGAGCAGAACAAAGAGGUGAAAGAGGCCAGCAGCGCUCGGGAUGAGGGCAAGGAUGUUGGCGAGGGGGAGGCAGCAGCUGCGAAGAAUCUGGCCGAAGAGCCCAUACCGCAACAAACGGAAAAGAAAGUGCAGCUGUCGCCCAGACGACCGCCGUCGCUUCCAGCCGGCGUCGAGCCGUUUGUGCUGCCAGCUUAUGCAGCGACUCAAAUGUUCAUUCCGGGCAACAUCGAAGUGAGCUUCAAGACGUGCUCAUUCAUCUAUGUGAGGCACCCUACCAUUCUCAAAAAGAAGGCCACGCUCAACGACCGAGGAGCAUUCUCUGGCCCCAUCCGCAAAGACGCAGCCUUCAACUCGGACUUGCCAUCGCCUUACCCCGCAGGAGGAGAGAUGUUCAGUCUAGCGUGGGAGUACUACGUCAAGAACUCUCCACGGGUCAGAUCCGAUCUCAGACGGCAGCGCGAGACGGCGCGCGUGGGCAAGGAUGGAUUCGAGAGGGAAAGGGCAAAGACAAAAUGGGGCUUUAGGAGAGCCAUUAGGAGAGGCACGCUUGGCAUCUACUCUCCUGGAGGCAGAAUCGCCCCGUACGAUGUUGGUGUCAGCCCAAAGACGCCUGGCUCCAAACCUCUGAUGGGCAAGACGCCGCAUCCAAGCAGGACUGCCCGCCCCUAA